Drosophila guanche is the source of this 3371-nucleotide messenger RNA. It is a transcript of the gene dock, whose product is annotated as cytoplasmic protein NCK1. Gene Ontology annotation, molecular function: protein binding. The coding region runs from base 819 to 2453 and encodes 544 amino acids. The transcript is spliced from 7 exons. Lineage: Eukaryota; Metazoa; Arthropoda; Insecta; Diptera; Drosophilidae. The record is from RefSeq and is a predicted model, not a curated record.
CAUAUCGAAACUGGACGUAUAAAAAACGGCUCCGGUAAAAUCAUUAAAAAUUAAAUGAAUUAAUAAUUUGCGAGUGCUUAAAAGGGUUCAUUCGCCUCAAUAAUUGCACUAAUUAUCGUGUGCAUUGUCGGUAUAACGCGAAAAGUGUUGAAUUCGUUUGCUUUCGUGUGUUUUUCGACCGCCCUAGCAGCAUAUGUACAUACAAUACACACACACAUCAUUCAUAAAGAGGAAUGCAUACAUCCAUACAUCGGGGAGUAUUAUAAUUAUAAUCGUGUGUAAAGUGCAAUACCCUGGAUUAUUAGUGCUGCAAGUGCAAGUGCAGCUGCCUGAGCCGCAAAAGAAAGAAAGUGAAGUCUCCUCCGCCGAUGCCGACGAAAGGGGCUGGGGCCGCUGGCUGCUGCUAGGCGCACCGCACACACGGAAUACACGGAUCAGGAACAAGGAAUAGGAGUUGCCGUUGGUUGCCGCUUCCCCGCAGCCGUGCCCUGUUGUCAUCGUCUCCAUCGAAUCUCUCGUCGUCUCCGAUGCUGAGGCACAGCAGAAAUGCAUUGGCUGGAAGGCCGCCAAGAGGCAGCAACUUGCAGCAAGCAUAGAUUGCUAACCAAACACACAGACCAGCAGCAGCAGAAGCAGCAGCACACGAAAACGAAAACUGAAUGAAUACUGAGCCCGAAACUCUCGUUUGCAUCCAUCCCGCAUCUUGCAUCCAUUACGUGCAGCAGCAGCUGGAGUACCUGGAGCCGGCCAACGCUAGCUAGGCAGCGCCCGAAGCGAGCGACGGAGGAGGCCCUUGUGGAGGGAGGAGCUGGUCUGGAAUGUUGGAACACCCACAGCGGUUCGCUCGUAACAUCCCCGACUCCUCAAACAGCAGCACCAGCAGCAGUGCUCAACAGUAUCCGCCGCCACCGCCGCAGCAUCAGAAUCUGAAUCUCAAUCAGAAUCAGAACCAAAACCAGAUCUACCAAUACCGUCCGCAGACGCAGGCACAGGCACCUGGAUCGCCGGCGCACCAUCAGCGCCACUCGUCGCUCUCACAGCAGCAGCAGCAGCUACAGCUGCACCAUCGCACCCUGUCGACCGCCUCCAGCUGCAGUGCACAGCACAAAAGUGUGACAUUCGGCCAGCCAGCGAUCGACUACAGCAACGGCGGCAGCAGCAGCGGUAACUCAUCCAGUUGCAGCGCCGCUGGCAACGCUGGAAUCCAAUCAAUGGCGGGAAACAUGAAGCACGGCAAAUCACAGGAAGACGUCUGCUACGUGGUAGCCAAGUACGAUUAUGCGGCGCAGGGUGCCCAAGAGUUGGACCUGCGCAAGAACGAGCGCUAUCUGCUGCUGGAUGACUCAAAGCAUUGGUGGCGUGUCCAGAACAGCCGCAAUCAGUCCGGCUAUGUUCCCAGCAACUAUGUGAAGAAGGAGAAGCCAUCGCUCUUCGACAGCAUUAAGAAGAAGGUGAAAAAGGGUUCCGGUUCGAAGACGCUGCCCAACUGUUCGCCGUCCCGGCAGGUCGAGAGUCCAACCAUGUCGCGACGCUUGCCCCCCGAUCCGGCCGAGGCCAUUGGCACGGCCAUUGUCAAGUACAACUACCAGGCCCAGCAGCCCGAUGAACUCUCACUGACCAAGGGCACGCGCAUCCUCAUCUUAGAGAAGUCCAAUGAUGGCUGGUGGCGCGGCCAGAGCGGCAAUUCUGUCGGCUGGUUCCCCAGCAACUACACAACCGAGGAUUGUGAUAACGAUGGCGAGAUUCACACCUAUGCCAUGGCCGAGAACGUCCUCGAUAUUGUGGUGGCCCUCUACAGCUUCACGUCGAACAAUGAUCAGGAGCUGUCGUUUGAGAAGGGCGACCGGCUGGAGAUUGUCGAUCGGCCCGCCUCCGAUCCGGACUGGUACAAAGCUCGAAACAACCAGGGCCAAGUCGGUUUAGUUCCACGCAAUUAUCUACAAGAGUUGAAUGAUUACCUGGCCACGCCCUAUCGCAACACUAGCGCCGCCGGCAAUGGCAACGGCAGUGGCAGCAAUGGUGGUGGGGCUGGUGGUGGCGGAGGAGGCGGCGGAGACUCCAUGGAACGCCGCAACGAGGGCAACAACAAACCCUCCUCGCAAUCCUCCACUCAGCCCAUGGAGCGACCAAAUUUGGCGGGCAAGACCUGGUACUACGGCGCCAUCACUCGCAGCCAGUGCGACACGGUGCUCAAUGGCCACGGCCAUGACGGCGACUUCCUCAUCAGAGACAGUGAGACUAACAUGGGCGACUAUUCGGUUUCGCUAAAGGCACCCGGCAGGAACAAGCACUUCCGCGUGCAUGUGGAGCAGAAUAUGUACUGCAUUGGGCAGCGGAAAUUCCACUCACUGGACCAGCUGGUCGAUCACUACCAAAGAGCGCCCAUCUACACGAACAAGCAGGGCGAGAAGCUGUAUCUGGUGCGAUCGCUGCCCAAGGCCAAUGGAACGUAAAUUGAUGAAUCGCGGAGGAAUCUCAUCGAAAGUGGGGCAUCGGGGGCAUCAUUAUUACCCGUAUUAAGCAUUAUACAACACAAAGAUAUACCAAGGCUAAAUUUAUAGGCAGCUCAGCAGCUCAGCUCGACGUGUAGUUCAAUGUAGUUUCCAGAUACAAAUUCAGAUUCAAACUCAGUUUCAAAUUCAGUCUUAGAUUCGGAUUAAGAUUCAGAUUCAGUUAAAUGCCAAAACCAAUUCGAAGGUUCAAGCGCAGUUCAGUUCAGUUGAUAUCAGAUCAGAGACCGAAUGGAAUCUGUGUAUGAGUGUGUGUGUAUAUAUAGAUCUUAUAUAACCACGGAAGAAGGACCUUUUUGUACUUUUAUAUAAUUAAAUUAAAUUAAAUUAACGCUUAAUUAACGCAUUGGCUAUGUUAACGUGGAGAAAGCACACACCACACAUCACAUUACCUUUUGUGAGCCGCCUUCGGAGGUGGCAAGUGAGGGAUGUGACAGAUGAGAGGGAUGAGAUGGAUGAUUCAAAGAACAAUUCUAGAUGUCAACAUGCAACAUUACACUUACAUAAGUAUAUAAAAAACAUACCAUAUACAUACAUGUGCACAUAUUACUAUAUUCUAAAACGAAAGUUGUAGCCGACUAAAAUGUACACAAGAAGAGACUAGACAGGAGAGCAGAAAAGAUCGAGAUAUGAGAACGCUUUUAACCCAAACACACACUUGAGAAAUGUAAUAUGAAAUAUGAACCAUACAUAUAUACAUACGUAUAGUAUAUAUAUAAAUAUAUAUAGUAUAUAUGUACGGGUCGGUAUGUGCCCAAAAUCAGUAUGAUGAUGUCUAUUAUACGUGCAUAACGAUUACCUAUGUAUAACCCAAGUCCGCAAUAUAGUUGUUUGUGUAUGUACAUACAUGCCACCAUGCCA